CCAGAGUUCCAUUUUAGCUGAGCUUUAUAAUAAUUCUACAGAAGAACACUGAAUUUUGGAAAAAAAAAAUGUUGGAAACUAUAGACAAAAAUCGUGCCCUGCAGGCAGCAGAGCGCUUGCAAGCCAAGCUGCGAGAACGUGGAGAUGUAGUAAAUGAAGACAAACUGAACCUUCUCAAGUCAGUCUUGCAGAGUCCGCUUUUCAGUCAGAUUCUGAAUCUUCAGACUUCUGUACAGCAGCUGAAAGACCAGGUAAACAUUGCAACUUCUGUAGUUUCAAGUGUGGACUAUGCCAACAUUCCACAUUUUAGUGCAUCUGUAGUACCUGCUCUACAAAAUGAAGCUUUUUUAUCUUCCAAUAAUGGUAAUCUAGAAACAGUUACAAGAUUCUGUACUAUGCAUAUCAAUGGGAAACCUGCUUGUGAUGACUUUGACCAACUGAUGAAAAAUAUGGCCCAGGGUCGUCAUAUUGAAGUUUUUGAGCUUCAUAAGUCUCCAUGUGGAGGCCUUGGAUUUAGUGUUGUGGGACUUAGGAGUGAAAACCGAGGAGAACUGGGGAUAUUUGUGCAAGAGAUCCAAGAGGGCAGUGUGGCUCACAGAGAUGGAAGAUUGAAGGAAACAGAUCAAAUCCUUGCUAUCAAUGGACAGGCACUUGAUCAGACAAUUACACAUCAGCAGGCUAUCAGCAUCCUGCAGAAAGCUAAAGACAAUGUCCAACUAGUUAUUGCCAGAGCCUCAUUGCCUCAACUCAUGAGUCCCAUAGUAUCCAGGUCUCCAUCUGCAGCCAGCACAAUUUCAGCUCACUCUAAUCCUGUUCACUGGCAACAUGUGGAGACUAUUGAAUUGGUGAAUGAUGGAUCUGGUCUGGGAUUUGGCAUUGUAGGAGGAAAAGCAACUGGUGUGAUAGUAAAAACUAUUCUACCUGGAGGUGUUGCUGACCAGCAUGGGCGGUUAUGCAGUGGAGAUCACAUUCUAAAGAUUGGUGACACUGAUCUAGCAGGAAUGAGCAGUGAACAAGUAGCACAAGUUCUCAGGCAAUGUGGAAAUAGAGUUAAAUUAAUGAUUGCAAGAGGUGCCAUAGAAGAACCAACAGCAUCAACCUCUCUAGGCAUUACCCUUUCCUCAUCCCCAUCUUUGACACCAGAGCUGCGGGUUGAUGCUUCUACUCAGAAAAAUGAAGAAAGUGAAACAUUUGAUGUAGAACUCACUAAAAAUGUCCAAGGAUUAGGAAUUACCAUUGCUGGUUACAUUGGAGACAAUAAAUUAGAACCUUCAGGAAUCUUUGUGAAAAGCAUUACAAAGAGCAGUGCUGUUGAACAUGAUGGAAGAAUUCAAAUUGGAGACCAAAUUAUUGCAGUAGAUGGCACAAACCUUCAGGGUUUUACCAAUCAGCAAGCCGUAGAGGUUUUGCGACACACAGGGCAGACUGUACACCUGACACUGAUGAGAAGAGGAACAAGACAAGAGACUGAGCCCAUAUCAAGAAUGGAUAUAACAAAAGAUCUAAUUUUGUCUCCUACUAAUGCCAGCCUGAACAAAGAAAAUUGCGAGAAAGAUGAAGAUUCUAUUGAUUUGAGAAAAAAUAUUGACACAUUGCCAAUUCAAGAGGAAAGUAACCACCUGGAAAAAGGGUAUCCAUUGCUGUCAGCUGAGGUGGAAGAAAUAGAUGUACAACAUCAGGAAGCUUCUCUGCUGACAAAGUGGCAAAGGAUUAUGGGAAUCAAUUAUGAAAUAGUGGUGGCCCAUGUGAGCAAGUUCAGUGAGAACAGUGGCUUGGGAAUAAGUUUGGAAGCAACAGUGGGACAUCAUUUUAUCCGAUCUGUUCUACCAGAAGGUCCUGUUGGUCACAGUGGGAAACUUUUCAGUGGAGAUGAGCUGUUGGAAGUAAAUGGCAUAACUUUGCUUGGGGAAAAUCACCAAGAUGUGGUGAAUAUUUUAAAAGAAUUGCCUAUAGAUGUGACAAUGGUGUGUUGUCGUCGAACUGUGCCACCUUCCAGCCAGUCUGAAUUGCAUAGUCUGGAUUUGUGUGACAUUGAACUAACAGAAAAGCCUCAUAUAGAUCUAGGCGAGUUUAUCGGAUCCUCAGAGACAGAAGAUCCUAUACUGGCAAUGACUGAUGUGGGUCAGAAUGCUGAGGAAGUUCAAGGACCUUUUGCCAUGUGGGAGGCUGAGGUUCAGCAUAUUGAGCUGGAGAAAGGAAGCAGAGGACUUGGGUUUAGCAUUUUAGAUUAUCAGGAUCCGAUUGAUCCAUCAAAUACUGUGAUUGUAAUUCGUUCUUUGGUACCUGGUGGCAUUGCUGAGAAGGAUGGACGACUUCUUCCUGGAGACAGACUCAUGUUUGUUAAUGAUGCUAACUUGGAAAACAGCAGUCUUGAAGAAGCAGUCCAAGCACUGAAGGGUGCACCAUCAGGGACUGUGAGAAUAGGAGUUGCCAAACCUUUACCGCUUUCACCAGAAGAAGGGUAUGUUUCUGCAAAAGAAGAUUCCUUUCUCUACCUACCACACUCCUGUGAGGAAGAAGGGCUGGCUGACAAAGCCAUCUUCAGGGCUGACUUGGCUCUGGUAAACACUAAUGAUAAUGAUUUAGCAGAUGAAUCUACAUUUGAGUCUCAGUACUCUCCUGAUAAUGAUAGUAUUUAUUCUACUCAAACCUCUAUUUUGUCUCUUCAUGGCACUGCUUGUAGUGAUGGCUUGAACUAUGGCCCUUCCCUUCCAUCUCCUCCCAAGGAUGCUACUGCUAAGUCUUCAAAUCCAGUAUUUGACCUACACAUGUCCUUGGAGGAAUUAUAUGCCCAAAAUCUCCUGCAGAGACAGGAGGAUAAUUCACCUGUCACAGAUUUGAGUGUGACACCUGCUUCUAUCUUUUUAAUAAAAGAUUAUACACCUAUGAAUUCUGAUGAACAAUAUGAAUGUGAAAACACAAAACCAUGGACUGAAUCUCACGUACCAAAUGAAGUUAUAUCAAGUACAGAACUUACCUCACCUGUGCUAUCCAAUUCAAUUGGACAGGCCUCUGAAUUUUUAAUCCAACAGAGUUCCCUUGCCUCUGCUUCCGAGUGUGUCAUGUUCCCAAGUAUAUCCAAAGAAUCUUUUGAGAGAACCAUUAUUAUAGCAAAAGGAAAUUCUAGCUUAGGGAUGACAGUAAGUGCUGAUAAAGAUGGUUUAGGGAUGACUGUUCGAAGCAUUAUUCAUGGAGGUGCCAUUAGUCGAGAUGGGCGUAUUGCUGUUGGUGACUGCAUUUUGUCUAUUAACGAAGAAUCUACUGUCAGUUUAACCAAUGCCCAAGCACGAGCUAUGUUGAGAAGACAUUCUCUCAUUGGACCUGACAUUAAAAUUACCUAUGUGCCUUCAGAACAUUUGGAAGAGUUCAGAGUAAACUUGGGACAACAAUCUGGAGGAAUAAUGGCACUGGAUAUUUUUUCUUCAUACACUGGCAGAGACAUUCCAGAACUACCAGAGAGAGAAGAAGGAGAGGGAGAAGAAAGUGAACUACAAAAUGCAGCAUACAGCAGUUGGAAUCAGCCCCGGCGGGUUGAACUUUGGCGAGAAACAAGCAAAUCCUUGGGCAUCAGCAUUGUUGGUGGACGAGGAAUGGGGAGUCGUCUAAGUAAUGGUGAAGUGAUGAGAGGAAUUUUCAUUAAACAUGUUCUUGAAGAUAGUCCAGCUGGCAAAAAUGGAACCUUGAAACCUGGAGACAGAAUAGUUGAGGUGGAUGGAAUGGACCUCAGAGAUGCAAGCCAUGAACAAGCUGUGGAAGCCAUUCGGAAAGCAGGCAACCCUGUAGUCUUUAUGGUACAGAGCAUUAUAAACAGACCAAGGAAAUCCCCUUUGUCUUCCUUGCCGCACAACCUUUACCCUAAGUACAUCUUCAGCAGCACUAACCCAUUUGCUGAUUCUCUACAGUUCAACACUGACAAGGUAUUACCAAAUUCAAGUAGAGUUAUCUUCCAUUGUUCCCCAACUAACCCUUUUGCUCCUUUGCCAUUUAAGGCACCCAGUCAGUCAGAAUCAGAGCCAGAAAAGGCCCCAUUGCUCAGUGUGUCUCCACUUCUUCCUUCAUCAUUUGCAGAAAUGAGUAGUGAUCAUGUACAGUCAUCUGCAAGCAAGAUCUCAGAAGAUGUGGACAAAGAGGAUGAGUUUGGUUACAGCUGGAAAAAUAUCAGAGAUCGUUACGGAACCUUGACAGGUGAGCUUCAUAUGAUUGAGCUGGAGAAAGGCCGUAGUGGAUUGGGUCUCAGUCUUGCUGGGAACAAAGACCGAUCCAGGAUGAGUGUCUUUAUAGUGGGAAUUGAUCCAAAUGGAGCAGCUGGGAAAGAUGGUCGGUUACAGAUUGGAGAUGAGCUUUUAGAGAUCAAUGGUCAAAUUUUAUAUGGAAGAAGUCAUCAAAAUGCAUCAUCAAUCAUUAAGUGUGCCCCUUCUAGGGUGAAAAUAAUUUUUAUAAGAAAUAAAGAUGCAGUGAGUCAGAUGGCUGUGUGUCCUGGAAACUCAGUAGAACCUUUGCCUUCUUCUUCAGAGAAUCUUCAAGAUAAGGAGGCUGAACCCAAUGUAACUACUUCAGAGGCAGCUGUAGACUUCAGUUCUUUUAAAAACGUGCAACAUCUGGAGCUUCCCAAGGAUCAAGGAGGUUUGGGCAUUGCUAUCAGUGAAGAAGAUACACUUGGUGGAGUAAUAAUAAAGAGUCUAACAGAGCAUGGGGUAGCAGCAAGGGAUGGAAGACUCAAAGUUGGAGAUCAGAUUUUAGCUGUAGAUGAUGAAGUUGUUUUGGGGCAUCCUGUUGAAAAGUUUAUUAGCCUUUUGAAAGCAGCAACGACAACAGUGAAACUUACCAUUUGUGCUGAGAAUCCAGAUUCCCAGACUCUUACUUCAGCAGCUGCUACAGCCACUGGAGAAAAAAAGAACAACUCCCAGUCCUCGAUGUCCCCUCCAUCUGACUCCCCGGAACCAGAGUCCCUCCAAAGUACAAGCAGAUCAUCAACACCAGCCAUCUUUGCUUCUGAUCCUGCAACAUGCCCUAUUAUCCCAGGCUGUGAAACAGCAAUUGAGAUUUCCAAAGGGCGAACAGGACUGGGCCUUAGUAUCGUUGGGGGUUCAGACACACUAUUGGGUGCCAUUAUCAUUCAUGAAGUUUAUGAAGAAGGAGCAGCCUGUAAAGAUGGAAGACUGUGGGCUGGAGAUCAGAUUUUAGAGGUGAAUGGAAUUGACUUGAGAAAGGCCACACAUGAUGAAGCAAUAAAUGUCCUGAGACAGACACCGCAACGAGUCCGUCUGACACUCUACAGAGAUGAGGCUCCAUACAAAGAGGAGGACAUGUAUGACACCUUUACCAUUGAGCUACAGAAAAAACCAGGAAAAGGCCUGGGAUUAAGUAUUGUUGGUAAAAGAAAUGAUACUGGAGUAUUUGUGUCAGACAUUGUCAAAGGAGGAAUUGCAGAUUCUGAUGGACGACUGAUGCAGGGAGAUCAGAUACUAAUGGUAAAUGGAGAAGAUGUCCGUAAUGCCACUCAAGAAGCUGUUGCUGCUUUACUAAAGCAACCACUCCCUCAGUGUUCCCUAGGCAUAGUAACUUUGGAUGUUGGAAGACUUAAAACUGGUCCAUUCCAUUCAGAGAGAAGGCCUUCUCAGAGCAGCCAGAUGAGUGAAAGCAGCCUGUCAUCAUUUACUUUUCCACUUUCUGGAUCCAGUACAUCUGACUCACUGGAAAGUAGCUCAAAGAAAAAUGCAUUAGCAUCUGAAAUACAGGGAUUAAGAACAGUUGAAAUUAAAAAGGAAUCUUCAGACUCAUUGGGAAUCAGCAUUGCUGGAGGAGUGGGCAGCCCACUUGGUGACGUUCCCAUAUUUAUAGCAAUGAUGCACCCAAGUGGAGUAGCAGCUCAGACUCAGAAACUCAGAGUUGGGGAUAGGAUUGUCACUAUCUGUGGUACAUCCACAGAGGGAAUGACCCACACCCAAGCAGUUAACUUACUGAAAAGUACUUCUGGCUCCAUUGAAAUGCAGGUCGUGGCUGGAGGAGAUGUGAGUGUGGUCACAAGUCACCAGCAGGAACCUACUAAUGUUGGUCUGUCUCUUACUGGCUUGCAGUCAAGCAGUAUAUUUCAGGAUGAUUUAGGACCCCCUCAGUGUAAAACUAUUACUCUAGACCGAGGACCAGAUGGCUUAGGUUUCAGUAUAGUAGGAGGAUAUGGCAGCCCUCAUGGAGACUUACCGAUUUAUGUUAAAACCGUAUUUGCAAAGGGAGCAGCCUCGGAAGAUGGGCGUCUAAAAAGGGGUGAUCAGAUCAUUGCUGUCAAUGGCCAGAGUCUAGAAGGAGUUACCCAUGAAGAAGCUGUUGCCAUUCUUAAGCGGACAAAAGGCACUGUCACUUUGAUGGUUCUCUCCUGAAUUUUCUGCCAGAAUUAAGCUGAUUCAACCCCUCACUUACAUCCUACACCAUAAAGAGAAUGAAACUGUUUUUGUGGAUAACUUUUCUAGUACUGUCUUCAUGCAGCUUUUCAGUACAUUAGGAGAAAUAUAUCAUAAUUCAAGUUUAUUUUUCUCAUAUGGAAAUGAUUUUCUUACUAACAAUGUAGCAUCAGUUUUUCUCUUCCAUUUUGUUAAGUUAAACUCAAAAAAAAGGAUCAUUUGCAUAAGUAAAUCCAGUCUUUAUUUUGUAAAGAUUUCCAACAUUUGUUGUUAUAUGGGCAAAAAUUAUACACUAAAUUUAUUAGUAAACGAACAAACAAACAAAACCAAUGCCUUCAUGAAGUGUAGAAAAUGAAAAUAUAAAAUAAAGAUCUUGAAUUUUAUAAAAGUGUUUCAUUUUAUUUAUGCUACUUUAUCUUCCCACUUUUAAGAAAGAAAAGAAAAUUUCUGUUUGAAAACAGAAAAUACUUUUAGUAUCUAAAAUGUUGGAUAUUAUAAAAGAUUAUAUACAUUGGUUGCUGGAAAAGUCAUAUUUUUCUUCAUGCAAAAAUGCUUUAUGAGUUUUCAGACAACUCAGUCUGUGUGUGUAUAUGUGUCAUCCUAAAAUAUGUUUCUAAAAUUGAGUCCAUAGCAAAUGUAUGAAGCAGUUCUUCUAAAUUUGGGAAGAAAGCAUUUAGUGCACCUUGUUGCUCAUACUCAUUUUCACCUACUGUCAAAUUUUCAUAUUUUAGAAGUAAAAUGGUGUUCUGUCUUGUAUUAACUA
Messenger RNA from Erinaceus europaeus (western European hedgehog), 7161 nucleotides. RefSeq names its product multiple PDZ domain crumbs cell polarity complex component (gene MPDZ). Lineage: Eukaryota; Metazoa; Chordata; Mammalia; Eulipotyphla; Erinaceidae. Gene Ontology annotation, molecular function: protein binding. The transcript has 47 exons. Bases 69 to 6377 code for a protein of 2102 amino acids. The record is from RefSeq and is a predicted model, not a curated record.